AUGCGUCUGCGCCCGAUCUAUCCGUCUCUGCCGCGAUGCGCUCGCAUCCCUAAUUCCCUGCGCUCUUUCUCCCACGAUUCUACCUCGGCCCCUACUCUAAAUGGAACUUAUCCACUUGGAAACCGCGCGGUGUCUCGUGGAGGUUUCAGUUCACAGUCUGCUUCCAGCGAGCAUGGCCUUCUCCUUCCCUCAUCAUCUACAGCGUCAUUCUCUACCAGCUCACGACUCUCGGACCCUGGUGACUGGGAAGAUAACGCGAAUCUCUCAAUAGAUGCAUUCUCGGAGCUCCCUUCCAAGGACUUUGGUGUCAACCAACACAUGGUUAUCAACCAAGAGUUUAAAGAAGCCUUACGUCAAAUCCUUUGGCAAUUCCGAGCACCAAUCCGAUAUGCAUUCGCCUAUGGUUCGGGCGUCUUCACACAGUCCGGCAGUGCUCCUGGCUCCGGCCAGUGUCACCCGUCUGCCCCGGCUGCGAUCAAGAACAUGCAACAAGGUCAGGGUAAGAUGAUUGAUUUUAUCUUUGGAGUGUCAUACUCCCAACACUGGCAUUCAUUAAACCUCCAUCAACAUCGUGACCACUACUCUGGACUGGGUUCUUUAGGGUCUUACGCUGUCGCUCAAACGCAAGAUAGGUUCGGCGCCGGUGUUUACUUCAACCCAUACAUCACCGUUAACGGAACGUUGAUCAAAUAUGGCGUUGUCAAUCUCGACACGUUGUGCCGUGAUCUCAGCCAAUGGGACACACUAUACCUCGCUGGGCGGCUACAGAAGCCGGUUAAGAUUCUCCGUGACCAUCCGAAGGUCCGGCUAGCAAACCAGAUGAACCUGCUGUCUGCCGUCCGGGUAGCAUUGCUGCUCCUGCCAGCUGAGUUUACGGAAUUCCAACUCUACAGCACCAUUGCAGGAAUGAGCUAUAUGGGAGAUCUGCGCAUGGCCUUGCCGGCAGAGGAUCCUCGUAAGGUUAGAAACAUUGUUUCAGGUCAGAUGGCGAACUUCCGGCGGCUCUAUGCACCGCUCAUUGAAACCCUACCGAAUGUCACCUUCAACGACACACGGUGCACCGAAGGCGAUUGGAUCGAUGAUCCCGAUGCCAAUGUGAAGCUAACCCAAGAUAUGGACCCAGUAAAACGUGGUAAUAUGGUCCGCCGUCUGCCGGAGUCAUUCCGAGCGAAGCUGUACUUCCAGUAUCAAACCCGCUUUCAAAUACCUCGUGGGGACUUCAACAAAAUGAUGAAGGAAAGCAAUGAUGCCGACCAGGCAUUGGUCCGGCGGAGACAAGGCGGUCCCUUCGAGCAGCGCAUCGCAAGCGACGAUAGCCUGAAGCAGGAAGUUCAAGCUUCUAUCACCAAGACCAUCCGCUGGCCCAGCACUAUCCAGUCGGCCAAAGGUCUGGUCACCUCCGGAAUUGGCAGGACCUGGCGCUACCUGCGAGAAAAGCAAAAUAAGUACAAGACUUCAGGCAAACAUGCCAGCCCUCCGAGCGAGGUGUCGGUAGAGAAAGCGCCAAAGCAGGAAUAG
Aspergillus bombycis is the source of this 1518-nucleotide messenger RNA. RefSeq names its product phosphatidate cytidylyltransferase. Lineage: Eukaryota; Fungi; Ascomycota; Eurotiomycetes; Eurotiales; Aspergillaceae. Gene Ontology annotation, cellular component: mitochondrion. The record is from RefSeq and is a predicted model, not a curated record. Gene Ontology annotation, molecular function: phosphatidate cytidylyltransferase activity. Gene Ontology annotation, biological process: CDP-diacylglycerol biosynthetic process; cardiolipin biosynthetic process. The transcript has a single exon. The coding region runs from base 1 to 1518 and encodes 505 amino acids.